Molecule: messenger RNA, 339 nt
Organism: Durusdinium trenchii
Lineage: Eukaryota; Dinophyceae; Suessiales; Symbiodiniaceae
Source: the annotation of a GenBank genome assembly
AUGCCAGAGAUCACCAAGUCGGUGCAGUUCGACAACAUUGCGCGUGAGUGGCGUUGCAAGUGGUCUGCUGACAAGGACAAGGCCUCCUUGGAUGCAGCACAGGAACUCUUGACAUCUGUCAUGGCUGACGUGAAGGCGGUGGCUGGGGUGAAGAGCGUACAGCGUGUGGUCUGUGGUGGAUGCCUUGACUUCAAGGUGGUGGUGAAGCUUGCGGCAGACAAGUUCGGAGAUUGGGAGAAGGCCAAGUUCGCACCAGAGGAAGCCUUUCUUGAGAAGCUCAAGGCCAUUGAGGGCAUCUCCAUGGUGGAGACACAGACCUACACUUUCGAAGAGAUGUGA